AUGAAUUUGUCGACGCUCUUCAACCAUCCGAUGCGUUCCAAAGAAGACGACGUGCGGUCUGCGACGGCGCGCGUUGCCCGUAUCGUACACGACGCGCAGGCGCAAGCGUGGGCCCACGACGUCGGUCUCCGCUUCAUGGACGUGACGUGGGAAGACUGCGCGCGCAGCAAGAACAGCUGCUGGGGGCCGUGCAUCUCGGACAUGACGCUCAUCGUCGAGAACACGCGCAUGCCGGUCCUCCGCGUGCCCAACUUUGCCGACCCGAUCAUGAGCAUUUCAACUCGCAAGAUCUUUGUCACGGUCGGGAACGAGUCGCCGUAUAUUCGCGCGCCCCGAAGCACGAUUUCCCUCCAAGAGUACCUCGAAAACAUCACCAAGUACACGGAGCUGGAGCACAGCUUGUUUGCGCCCGACCACGACGACCACGCGGUGGUGAGCACGCAAGCCAGCUUUUUGCCCAUUGAAACCGAGACCACGGAGUUCCACGUUGGCUUGUACAACUACCAGUCGUCCGUUGAUGACCCGGCCGUGCUCGUCUUGGUGUGCACGGCAGCGGGCACAAGUGCCCAGGUCAUGACGGAGAGCGACGCGAUCUUGUACAGCAACGAGCAGGGUCAAAAGCACACCUUUGUUGCCGAGCGCUUGUCGACACACCGCGCCAAGCGAGGGGUUACGUCGAAUGGUGCCAUGACGGCGCGAGAGGAGGCAUGCAACUACGUCAUGAUUGUGCAGAUCCCGCUCCAGCAAAAGCCGCCGCCGCCAAUGCGCCAGUACAGCAACGUCGCGUCCUGGUCCUGCGAAGAGGAAGAAGAGUGCGCCGUGGGUGGGUUUGCUGCGACGUUCGAGCGGCCCGACGUUGAAGACGCCAUGGUGAGCCUCGGCGAGGCCCUCGGGCCGUUUCCGAAGCUGAGCCAGUUUCGCAGCGUGACCCGCGACGCCCAGUACCCGAUUCGC
Molecule: messenger RNA, 954 nt
Organism: Saprolegnia parasitica CBS 223.65
Lineage: Eukaryota; Oomycota; Saprolegniomycetes; Saprolegniales; Saprolegniaceae
Exons: 4
Source: RefSeq, a predicted model, not a curated record